UUGUUCGUACUCUCCCCGCAUCACUCUCUCUUCGAUCGAGCUCUGCAAUGGCGGUAAAGGGCAAAGGGAAGCAGAUAGCCGGAAAAGCUCCGGCAUCGUCUGCAUCUUCCUCCGGUAAGAGGAAGAGCAAUCCAUUGGACGGAGAGAGCUCCGGUGUUCCGCCGAAGAAGAAACCUUCCGGCGUGUUGCGAUUCGUCGACGAAGCCGCUGUUGAUGCUGAUUAUGAUGGAGAGAAAGAAGAAGAAGAUGAUCUCGAGUGGGAAAUCGACGAGGACUUUGAUUUUGAGUUACCUGAUAUUGGUGCAAAAGUGGCUAAGAAUGUUUCAAAAGGACCUGGAAAGUCCAGCCCACUCCCUUUUUUUAUUAAGGAGGAAGUGAUGAAUGAUGAUGAACUUGAGGAAGCAAUCAUGGAGCGGUACCGUGGUUCAGAAUUUAUCUCAUUUGAUGAUGAUGUUAAAGAGUGCAAUGAGACUUUAUUGGUAUCUCAUGCUACAAAAGAUCUCUCUAUUUGGAGGGUUAAAUGCAUGAUGGGUCGAGAAAGGCAAACUUCCUUUUGCUUAAUGCAAAAAUUUGUUGACUUGCAAAAAAUUGGAAAGAAGCUACAUAUAUUUUCGGUAUUUGCUCUUGAUCAUGUAAAAGGUUUUGUUUAUGUUGAAGCAGACAAAGCUGGCAAUGUUUUUGAGGCAUGCAACGGGUUGUGCUUUCUGUACCCAAGUAGAAUAGAACUUGUCCCAAGGAAUGAAACCCCUAACUUACUUUCUAUUCAAAAGAAAUCAAGUGGAAUAUCCAAGGGUAUGUGGGUUCGACUGAAGAAUGGGAAGUACAAGGGUGAUCUUGCAGAGGUCAUAUUUGUGAAUGAUUCAAAGAAAAGGGUGACCAUUAAGCUUGUUCCUAGAAUUGAUCUUCAAGCAAUUGCCAAAAAAUUUGGUGGGGGUACAUCUCUGAAGGCGGCUGCUAUACCAGCCCCACGCCUGAUAAGUACCCAUGAACUAGAAGACUUCAGACCUCAUAUAGAGGUCAGGCGAGAUCGUGAGACUGGAGAGAUUUUUGAGGUCCUGGAUGGUUUGAUGCUUAAAGAUGGUUACCUAUAUAAAAAAGUAUCCAUAUGUUCACUUAUUCACUGGGGUGUUCAGCCUUCAAGUGAUGAACUUACAAAGUUUGAGGACAUGGGUAAUGAUGGAGUUAAAGAUGUUGGCUGGCUUUCGAGCAUCUAUAAAACACAAAUUAAAAAUAAGUUGCCCGAAACAUCCCAUCAGAAGAAUGGAGAAAAAUCUAAGCAAAAAAAUGGAGAAAAAUCUAAUAGGAAAAAUGGAGAAAAAUCAAAUCAGAAGGAUGAAGAUAAACAGAGAAAUGGUUUUGAGAUUGAUGAUUUUGUUCUAUUUGGGAAGAAAGACUGUGGUAUAAUAAUAGACAAGGAAAAUGACGUCUUCAAGGUUUUGAAAGGUGAUGCGAACAGUUCCGAGGUCGUGAGUAUUAACAUUGGGGUAAUAAAGAAAAACUGUGUCGAUAAAGUUUUCACUGCUACAGACCGCGGCAUGAAGACAAUAUUUAUUGAUGAUGUUGUAAAGGUUUCAGAGGGGCCUCUAGAGGGUAGAGAGGGAAUUGUUAAACACAUGUACAAAGGUGUUUUUUUUAUAUAUGAUGAAUGCCAAAGCGAAAACAAUGGGUUCUUUUGUGCCAAGUCAGAGAUAUGUGAUCUAGUGAAGAAAUCACGUGAUUUUGGCGGUGGAAAAUUGAGUAGCAACGCAGGUCCCUCAUUUGCUCAGUCACCAAUCAGAUCAUCCGAGCAGGAUGACAAUUCUCAGAGCUUUUCUAGAAAUCAUCAAAGCAACUCUCGAGGAACUUUUUCUGUUGGACAGACAUUGAGAAUUUGCAAAGGGCCUUUAAAGGGUUAUCUUUGCCGCGUUAUUCGGAUAUACCGUGCUGAUGUCACUGUGAAACUUGAUUCUCUAGGGAAGCUUCUUACAGUGGAUGAAAAAUUGCUAUCUUUUCCAAAUUCAAAGAGGGAUGAUGCGACUACCAUGCAAUGCGACAUGUUUGGAUCUCAAGAAGAGCAGCCGAUAGGUGGCUUGCUUGAUUCGGGAGGAGGAUUUGGGAUGGAUAACUCAUCAUUUGGAAGGGAGUCGUGGAAUACGCCUUCCUGUUCCGGCUUCUCAUUUUCUAGGGAUAAUGAUUGCAAAGAUCAAAGUGCAGUUGCUGACCAGUGGGGAAGCAAACCGACAUUUCAGGAUGGAGAUCAAGAUCAUGGAGCUGCAAAUAGUUGGAGUAAAGCUCCAAGCUCCAGUGCCGAGCAGAGGUCAUGGAAUAAAAUGGUAAGUGGGGAGAAAGGUGCAGAUGCUGACUGCGAAAAUGAUGCUGAUGCGUGGAAUAAGGCUUCUAAUAAGGGCGAAACUUCAACUGGUGGCUGGCAAGGUGAUACCUCUGUUCAGAAAACAGGCCAGACCUGGAGCACAAAAGGCGCCAGUGGUGGCUUGGAUGGUGCUGUUCACACUGCUGGCGAAGGUGUAAGUGCUGCAGGUGGCUGGAGCAAAGCUGCCCCAGAUUCUAGAGAGGCCCUAACCUUUGGCGAAGAUGGUUGGAAUAGAGCAGCAUCCAAGCCUCAGACUGCAAGCAAUACUGACGCUAGUGGAUGGGAACAGACGAAACUUGCAAGUUCUGAUGCUGGUGGAAGCUGGAAUGCCCAAGGUGCCUCUGCUGGCUGGAGCAAAGAAGCUAGUGGAAAGGACAAAUCAGAUGGUUUUGUCGGGAAAUCGGGUAAUUCAGCUUCUCCAAAGAGUGGUGGUGAUAAUCUAGAUUCAUGGGGCAUCAAGGGAAAAGCUUCACUUGAAAAUAAUGACGAUGGCUGGGGUAAAUCUGCCCCCUCUCAAGUCACAAUAACUGCUCCUAACAAUCCAUGGCAGAGCUCUUGCAAUAGUUCGGUACACAGUAAAGCAUGGAAAUCCCCCUCUGCGGAUGAGAAUCAAGCAGCUGGUUGGGGCUCGUCGCCAUUUGAAUGUGCGGCUCAAACUAGCAGUUGGGACAAAGUAAAAACUGUUCCAACUCAUAUUGACACUGAGAAAUCUGCAACUGAAAUAGGAGGCUGGAAGAAAGCUACGGAUGGAAACCAAGCUGCUGGUUGGGCUUCUUCUGCUACACCAUCAGACGGAGAUGGAAGUGAAUCAAACAGCUGGAAUAAAGUGAAAAGUCUUCCAAGUUCUAGUGGUUGGGAGAAUUCUAAGGCAACAGCAACUGAAACAAGUGGAGGAUGGAAGACAACCACGAAUGGUAACCAAACAUCUGGUUGGGGUGCUUCUGCAAUGCCUUCCGCGCCAUCUGCUGAACUCGAAAGUCAAAACAGUAGUUCGGGCAAAGUAAACAUCUCCUCAAGUUCUAGUGGAUGGCAGAUAUCUAAUCAAGCAGAAGGAUUCUCUAGUGAAGGUCAAAUAGACAGAUGGAAUAAAGAGAAAUCAUCUGAUGGGAAUCAGACAUCUGGGUGGAACAAGGCAGGCAAUGCUGAAGGAGGGAAGGAUAUAUGGGCAACUAGCUGGGACAAAGCAAAAGGUUCUGAGGGAAGUGGUUUCGGUCAACAAAGUCAAGGAGAAUGGAAGGCUGGGGAUGAUUGGGGUAAUAAUACUAAUUUUGGCAAACCGAAGGAUUCUGAUUCGGGUCAAGGGUCAGGUUGGUCACAAGGAAAUAUCAAUAAUGAAAAUGGUAAGAAUUGGGAGGGUCAUGGCAAUAGUUGGAACCAGCAGAAGGAUUUUGAAGGCGGAAGAGGAGGAUCUAAUAAUUGGGGAAGAGGAAGAGGUAGAUAUGGUGGAAGGGGCGGUAGAAAUGAAGAUAAUUUUCAGAAACCAAGUGAUUCUGAUGGAGGCUGGAGAUUUGGAAGGGGUGGAAGUCGCGGCCGAAAUGGAGCUGGUGGUUACAAUCGAGAUAACUGCGGUAGAAGAGAGUUUGGUCGUGGCAGAGGCCGUGGCCAAGGUCGAGGCCGAGGGCAGGAUCAGGGUCAACUUGAAUCGUCCGGCUGGAGAAAUGGACAAGAAAGAUUCAACGGGGGCUUUUCUAAUAAACCCUCGUCUAGUUGGGGCACCACCGAAGUUGGUGGCUGGGGCAAUGGUGGGAACAAAUAUGAUGGUGGUAACAUACCUGCGUGGGGAACUGCUCCUCAGGAUGCUGGUGGAAGUAAAAAUGACAUGAAUGAGGACCAUACUUCUAGUUGGAGCAAGGGUGUAAACUCUAGUAGACAGACAGACAACUGGGGCAAGGAAACGAGAAAUAAUGACAAUUGGAACACUCCUAAAACCUUUGAAAAUAAACAUACUGGCUGGAACCAGACGAACGAUGAUACUUCUACAGAUAGGGAUGAGAUGAAAAGUCUGAAUGCGUCGAAUUCUUCUGAACUUACAUUAGCAGAUUGGGGUCAUGGCCUGCCUGAAAACAAAGGUGCUACAAAUGAUGAAAAAUGGACUAAACCUAAAUCCAGUCCUGGCGACCACUGCGAUACAUUAUCAGGUAAGUUAAACUCAAACGAUUGUUGGGAAACUGCUACACUGAACAAAGAAAAUGAAGCAGGUGGGAGUCAAGGUGGGUGUAGUCAGAAAGUGGACACUCAGGCAAGCCAACCAUCUUCUGAGCCUGAUAAUAACUGGGGAAAAUUCAAGGAACCUAGCUCUGAUAGCACAGCUGGGAAUAUGGGGAGUUCAAAAGAUUGGGGUGGUAAGAACUCAGCAAACUGGGAUUCCAAGACAAAACCAGCUUCUAACCCUGGUAACUGGGGUGGGAGGGAUUUUUCUGGCAACCAGACAGCUGAUUGGAACAAUGGUGGGGUCAACAAAUGGGGCCAGCAAAGUGGGGAUCAGGUUAAGUCUGAAAGUUGGAAACGUGGGUCAGAUUUUGGUCGUGGUGGCGGAAGAGGGAGGAAUAAUUCGUUCUCUAGAGGUCGCAGUUUUGAAAGAAAUUCAGGUCGUCAUCAUUCUCGUGGUUGGAUUAGUAAUGAUGAUUCUAAUAAAGAGAGUAAUUAUGCUGGGGGUGAAUCAUUUAAUAAUUCAAACGAAGAUAUUAAAACUGGGGGGAGCUGGAGUGGGGGAAAUGGCACCUUUGAAGCUGAAAAAAGCAGUUGGAAUAAUGGAAGGAAAUCUGAAGGAGAAAAUCAAGCUAUGCAUGGUUCUGGGUGGGUACCCUCAGCUUCCUCAUCGAUCAACAAGAUUGAGAGCUCGUCAGGCUCCUGGAAUCCAGGGAGUUCUAAAGGUUCGAGCAAUAACAACGACUCAACCAACUUAGAUUGGACUUCUAAUGCAUGGGAUUCUAAGUCAGAAACUUUGAGUCGUCGCUCUGAUUUCGGUGGGGUUGGCGGAGGAGGAAGGGACAACUCGUUCACUAGUAGUGAUCGCCUCGGAAGAAAUUCCGGCGGCCGUGGUUAUGGUAAACAAAUCAAUGAUGAGCGGCAAGCAUUUAAUUCAAACCAAGAAUUCAAAGCUGGGGGUGGUUGGAAUGGUGGUGGAAAAGCUGAAAAGGGCUCGUGGGGCGGCUGGAAAUCUGAGGGAGAAAAUCAACCUGCUGGUCAAGCGAAGCCCAGGUCGGAGGAUGAAAGCAGUUGGGAUUCACCAACAGGAUUUAGUAGCAACAAGGCAUCUGGUGGCACCAACAGUGGCGAGCAAAAGAAUGAUCCGUGGGCUUCGACAAAUGCUACCAGUAAAACGGGACAAGAUUCCACCAUGGGAUCAUCGGACGAAAAACAGAAGCAUUGUUUAGCCGAGAGUUAUCGAGUUGGAUCUUCGGAUACAAAUAAUUCGCAGAUCGAGGAUGGAAAUACGAAGAAAUUAGGUUCAGGUUGGACUUCUGGAACAGAAGGGUCUCUUGCAGGUCAAUCAGGAGCUCCCAAAUGGGGAAGUAGUUGGGUUCGGAAAGAUGGAGAUCAGAGCAAUUCUGGCAAUGGAGGAAAUUCAGGUUGGUGAUGAGCUGCUGAUAAUAUGUGACUUGUGAUCAUGAUGAAGAGAAAUCUAUCUAUAUAUGUUAAGUGUUUUAUUCAACUUCUCUAUUUUUAUCUUAACUUUUGCUACUGUGGUAAGGUGGAUUAAGUGCUUGUACUUUUUUAUGUUUUCGUCUUUAUUUUGACUGACUUUAUAUCUUCA
Messenger RNA from Phalaenopsis equestris, 6107 nucleotides. Its product is annotated as protein RNA-directed DNA methylation 3. Gene Ontology annotation, biological process: regulation of transcription by RNA polymerase II; regulation of DNA-templated transcription elongation; transcription elongation by RNA polymerase II. Gene Ontology annotation, cellular component: DSIF complex. The record is from RefSeq and is a predicted model, not a curated record. NCBI's taxonomy places the organism in Eukaryota, Viridiplantae, Streptophyta, Magnoliopsida, Asparagales, Orchidaceae. Gene Ontology annotation, molecular function: mRNA binding. Bases 48 to 5930 code for a protein of 1960 amino acids. The transcript is spliced from 21 exons.